AUAAGGAAUGAAGGCCGGGCCGCUGCGCCCCUCCACCAGCCGCAUGUUCCCGCACACCGGUACCACACCGCCUAUAAGAAAGGAGCCGGGGACUGUAGAGGAUAGUAACCUAUUUUUGGCAUAGCCGCUUAACGGAAAGGCAUUUCCUCACCAAAGCCCUCGUUUAAAACUCUGCUGGCUGAAAUCACUGCAAGCUAGCAGCAACAUCACUUGGCACCAUCAGGGAGACGUGUUCCUGGGAGCCGAGCAGCACGUACAUUCCUCCGUCUGUUGGAUGACAAAUGCCAUGCCUACGGAUGCAUUUCAGUCGGAGUAGGGGGAAUUGCAGGAAUGCAUGUGCCGCUGUUCGGGAAACCCGGCUGUGAUGUUUAACCGCUGCUAAAGCAGUGACUGUGAAGCUCGCGCGUGUUUGCAGUCAGCACAAUCAAGGUGACGGCAGCUAGCCUGUUAGCUCGUGCGCUAUCCGGGCAGUGUGUGACAGGGAACAGAAAACGCACUGAGUGCGUUUGAAAUCAGAAUAUCCGUACUGUUAACCUGAAAGAGGAAUGAUACAUGUGCGCGCUUUUUCUUUGCACGGUGCACUCAGUGCUCAUCGCUCAUGAGGAGGAGAUGCUUGAUAUCUGGGGGAGAAAGAACUUGACACAUCUAUGAGAAUUUCAUAAUACUACAUAUCAAACUUGCGUGCUUUUUUCUUUUUCUUUUUUACAUUAGCCGAAUAUCUUAAUGUUAACCCCCUAAACGCCGUGCGAUUCUGGCACUGUACUUUAUAGUUUGUAUUGUGACUACUUGGUGCCAAGCAAUAUUGUCGUAUCAUCACUAUAUUAAGCGCACGCCUGCCUCUGGCUUCUUUCAGGUCGAAAUGUCCCCUAAAUGAGUCUUUUGCAUCAGUUUUUUUUUUGCAUACACACGGGUCCCACAGAGCGCUGGAUGCCAACGCACCGGACGGACGGACGGAUGAUGAUGAUGAUGAUUCACUCUACGGGAAUAUGAGGAAGUUGCCCUGAACCGAGCGUUCACGAAACCCCUGCGGUUCCCGAUGGUGAAAUUAUCCAACGGCUGUUUGAUGAGCAGCAGACGAAAGCCACCUCUCGCCGGGUCGCCUCUUAAGUCGAGCUGACAGAAGCUGGUGGGGUUUGUUCGAAAGACUUGAGCAGGGUGUGACCGCACUUGGUUUCAAUGUUACAUGCUGCACUGUAUGGAUCAGCGAAGCUCACUAUGAACGCAGCCUGGAAUUUCUACGUCAACCCGUGUGGAUGACGCCGCCAGCGUUUGAAAAUAAAUCGCAAAAGUUGAUUUUUAAAAUUCCUUCGGCUAAAGAGCAGGUCUGUUAGCCAUGUAGCUGGCUGCACAUGACCGGACUGGACUUCUCCGACUAAUGUCUAGGGUGUCAAAUCUUUUUUUAGUCUGUGUUGUGCCGCGUGUAUAUGUGUAGAUGUAUAGCGUAGUUAUUUUAGCGUCGUCGUCGUGACUGUUUAUGGUUGCUAUGGCAUUUUUAAACGGUCCCAGACUGUUGGACUGGGCAAACUCUCCUCCACAUUUACAGUUCAACAAAUAUGUCCUGACUGGUUAUAGACCCAUUUCCUCCGUCCAGGAGUGUAUCAAGAGUCUCUUCUAUCUGCACAAUGAGCUGGGAAACAUCUACACACAUGGAAUCCCUCUGCUCUGCUUCCUGGUGCUGCUUCCGCUCAACAUCCCCUGGUCACAGAUCAGCGUGACGUGGCUCGGUGUGGUGCACUUCCUGGCCUGCUUGUCGCCACAGCUGGGAUCAGUGGUCUACCACCUCUUCAUGAACCAUGAGGGCGGCGAGCCCGUCUAUAAAACCCUGCUCACGCUAGAUAUGUGCGGAAUCUGCAUGAUCAACACGCUAGGAGCUCUACCCAUCGUGUACAGCACACUUCUCUGCUACCCCUUCACUCGCACAGUGGCUCUGCUGAUGUACAUCCUGCUAUCCAGUUACGCCAUCUACUGUGCCAUCACAGCACGCAGCAGAGUGCGGCGUCUGCGUUCCUUCGCCUGGCAGUUACUUUACCGCUUCUCAUUUUUCCUUCUGCGCUGGGUAGGUGUGGGCGGAGGGAGUCCCACCUCACUGCGUCACUUUCUCACCAUGGAUGCACUAGCAGUGUUGGGCGGGGUCAUCAAUAUCACACGAAUCCCCGAGCGGUUCCGCCCGGGCCUCUUUGACUACUGGUGCAACAGCCAUCAGAUCAUGCAUGUGCUGGUGGUGGUCUCCAUACUGUAUCUACACUGGGGGGUGCUGGAUGACUUACUGUGGAUCAAUACCUAUCACUGUCCCUCAGACUGACAGUGGCCCCUGCUAGUCUGGAAUCGUGGGUAAUAGGGCGUAAGGACCUCUUUUAGUAAUGAGAUGAUUGGGAAUGCGACGUAAUUGGGCAAAGAACGGUAUGGGGUGGGGGGAGACUGUUGUGCUUUGUAUAUAAAUGUGUGCACGAAAGUCCAUAAGAAGAAGUGUUUUACAUGUUUUUUAGGAGACACCAGUGCCAGCUUCGACACACAUGCUUGUUUGUGUUGUCAGUAGCCAGAAUGUACAUAUCCGUGUUUGCAUAAACAUUGUCUGUGCAUGGCACUGUUUAGACUUACUAGCUCAAAGGCAAAUUUUUAUUUAUUUAUUUAUUUUUUUUGGUUCGAGACCUACACAUUCUAUAGGCGUAUACACUAUACACACACACAUACAGGAUCUGACAUUAUUCAAUGUCAUAUAUUCACCAGCGUUUAAAGCAUUUCUUAAAUAACCCUCUAAAUUUAGUUUUAGCUGAACAAUAAAAGAACAUAUCGAGCCCUCAAAUGAUUGGCUCUCAAAAAGCGAGAUUUAACAUAUCACAAUCUAAAACUCGUUGCUCAAAUAGCAUGGCUUUUGUGAAGUUUGUCUCUAUUCUCAGUUUUGCUGGUGACACAAACAAAGAUCGCUGGUGCAGAAAUAUAUCCACCUCCAACUUUCAACUUGCUACUCUAUUGCAGACUAUGCAGCAUAUCAGAUGUUAUAUCAAUGCUAACACUACACACACAAAAUGUACUGUAAGCCCAGUCUCACAGCAACAUUUACUGGAAAUACUUGAGUUGUUUUUUUUAUUUGUUUUAUCAUGCUUGUUGUGUUUUUUUUCGUACCAUUUCUAUGUUCAGGUCCAUAUUUUUCACAUUCAUACAAAUUAGCUGUAAGCGAAGGGUGAAGCGGUCAUUCCUUGGGUUGUAGCCUUGCCAUUUUUUAUUUUCAUUAGGUGAUUAAAGUUGCUGAGUGCUCAUUUUAA
Molecule: messenger RNA, 3263 nt
Organism: Megalobrama amblycephala (Wuchang bream)
Lineage: Eukaryota; Metazoa; Chordata; Actinopteri; Cypriniformes; Xenocyprididae
Gene: paqr4a
Product: progestin and adipoQ receptor family member IVa
Exons: 3
Coding region: 1475-2302 (275 amino acids)
Cellular component (GO): membrane
Molecular function (GO): signaling receptor activity
Source: RefSeq, a predicted model, not a curated record